Theobroma umbraticum is the source of this 1608-nucleotide messenger RNA. RefSeq names its product phenylacetaldehyde synthase-like. The record is from RefSeq and is a predicted model, not a curated record. Gene Ontology annotation, biological process: amino acid metabolic process; carboxylic acid metabolic process. NCBI's taxonomy places the organism in Eukaryota, Viridiplantae, Streptophyta, Magnoliopsida, Malvales, Malvaceae. Gene Ontology annotation, molecular function: carboxy-lyase activity; pyridoxal phosphate binding. Gene Ontology annotation, cellular component: cytoplasm.
UUCUGCAUUUUGACAAAUGGGCAGUCCCUCUGGAGAAAUUUUCCUCCCCCUUGAGCCAACUAGCUUCACAAAUGACUCCAACGCAGUGAUUGAUUUCAUUGCUGACUACUACAAAAACAUUGAGGAAUACCCAGUUCAAAGCAGCGUUGAGCCUGGUUACUUGUCAGCAAAGUUGCCCGACUCUGCCCCUUAUUGCCCUGAAUCACUGGAAGAUAUACUCAAAGAUGUCAAUGAUUGCAUCAUACCAGGCCUUACUCAUUGGCAAAGUCCUAACUUCUUUGCCUACUUCCAAGCAAACGCUAGCACUGCUGGUUUUCUUGGAGAGAUGCUUUGCUCUGGUUUUAAUGUGGUUGGCUUCAACUGGAUUUCAUCUCCUGCUGCCACUGAACUUGAAUCCAUUGUCUUGGAUUGGAUGGGCAAACUGCUUAAGCUACCAUCUUCAUUUUUGUUCUCUGGAACUGGUGGUGGAGUCUUGCACGGUAGCACAUGUGAGACCGCAGUUUGCACUUUGACCGCAGCAAGAGACAAAGCCUUGAAAGAACUUGGUGGUUGGGAAAAUAUAACCAAAUUAAUGGUUUAUGCAUCUGAUCAAACGGAUUUCACUUUCCAAAAAGCUGCUAAAUUGGUAGGCAUUCCACCAUCAAAUUUUCAGUUCAUCGAAACAUCUUUAUCAACAGGGUUCUCAAUGUCAUCAAAACAAGUUCGUUUGGCUAUUGAACAUGAUAUCAAAUCAGGUUUGGUGCCAUUGUUCUUAUGUGCAACCAUUGGGACAACAGCCUGUGGAGCUAUUGAUCCCAUUGCAGAAUUAGGCAAAGUUGCCAGGGAAUACAAGCUUUGGCUCCACAUUGAUGCAGCUUAUGCAGGAAGUGCCUGCAUUUGCCCCGAGCUCAGGCAUUACCUUGAUGGAGUUGAACUUGCCAACUCUAUCAGCAUGAAUCCACAUAAAUGGUUUCUCACUAACAUGGAUUGUUGUUGUUUGUGGAUUAAGGAACCCAGGUUCUUAGUGGAUUCAUUGUCAACUGAUCCUGAAAUUUUAAGAAACAAGGCUAGUGAAUUCAAAGCUGUGUUGGACUAUAAAGAUUGGCAAGUCGCAUUGAGUAGACGAUUCAGGGCCUUGAAGCUUUGGAUUGCGAUCCGUAGGCAUGGCCUGGCUAACCUGAUGUACCACAUUCGCAGCGAUAUCAGCAUGGCCAAACGGUUUGAGGCAUUCGUGGCUAAAGAUGACAGGUUUGAGAUAGUGUUACCGAGAAAGUUUGCGUUGGUUUGCUUCAGGCUUAAGCCCAAACAAGAGCUUGAAGGCACAGAAUUGAACUGUAGACUGCUGGAGGCCGUAAAUUCAAGCGGGAGAGCUUUCAUGACUCAUGCAGUGGUGGGUGGGAUUUAUGUCAUUCGUUGUGCGAUUGGGACAACUAUGACUGAAGAACGCCACGUGGAUGCUUUGUGGAAACUCAUUCAAGAAAAAGCUCAAAGUUUAUUAAUGGAGUAGAUUAACUAACAAAUAAAUGAAGAAAUGGUUCUAAAUCUAAAUGUAAUUAUUUGUUGAUCAGUGGUGUUCACAGGUCAGGUUAUCUGCCCGAUUAUGUUUGGGUUUGGUCGUGAACUUUUGGA